AUGGAGAACAUCGCGCUGGCUCAGGAAGCUAUGCGUGACCUCAACAAAAAGGUUAGGGGAGGAAACACAAUCGUUAAGUUGGAUUUAGAGAAAGCUUAUGAUAAGGUGAAUUGGCAGUUUCUCAAAAAUGUGUUGGUUAGUCAAGGCCUUCUCAAGAAGCUUCAAAAACCUGGUUGUGCAGGGUGGGUGCCUGCCCUUCAAGCAGAAAAGGGGAGCCCUCGUCUCACGCAUUUGUUAUUCGCUGACAACACCCUGUUAUUUGUGAACGGCUAUCUGCAAGCAGAAUUUGAAGCACAGAAAGAUUUCUGGGCUUCAGCAAGGCCCCUAGCGUCCUCAAGUACCUAG
Molecule: messenger RNA, 345 nt
Organism: Magnolia sinica
Lineage: Eukaryota; Viridiplantae; Streptophyta; Magnoliopsida; Magnoliales; Magnoliaceae
Exons: 3
Coding region: 1-345 (114 amino acids)
Source: RefSeq, a predicted model, not a curated record